Messenger RNA from Dalotia coriaria, 1952 nucleotides. Its product is annotated as porphobilinogen deaminase-like protein l(3)02640. The transcript has 3 exons. The record is from RefSeq and is a predicted model, not a curated record. Gene Ontology annotation, biological process: heme biosynthetic process. The coding region runs from base 237 to 1766 and encodes 509 amino acids. Gene Ontology annotation, molecular function: hydroxymethylbilane synthase activity. Lineage: Eukaryota; Metazoa; Arthropoda; Insecta; Coleoptera; Staphylinidae. Gene Ontology annotation, cellular component: cytoplasm.
AAACGACGGAAAAUGAUCGCACUCGACUGCACUUGACUGGCAAGAGCGGCGCGGAUAAGCUCGUGGUCCGCGAUGUGGUUACGUGUAGUGUAAAUGUCGCAAGGCUACUACCGGCGUAAUAAUCUAUAAGUGAUAAAGCAACUUUUUGACAAACAACAUCGUGUCCAGGAGAACGUAAUGAAUUAAAACCACAAUUUGCACCAGUUUAGUCUAUUCUACAACACCAACCUCUCAGGAUGUCCGACCCGCAGCGUAAAAUACGUGUCGGGUCGCGUAAGAGCGAGCUGGCACUAAUUCAGACCAAACAUGUAAUCGCGCAAUUGAAGACGAUUCAUACAAACACCGAAUUUGAAAUAGUGACUAUGAGCACAUUAGGUGACAAGGUGCUGGAUAUUCCUUUGCCAAAAAUUGGCGAGAAGUCUCUUUUCACCAAAGAACUUGAAUCUGCCUUAGCAGAUGGAUCUGUUGACUUUGUGGUUCACUCUCUCAAAGAUUUACCUACAACUCUCCCUACUGGUAUGGCCAUCGGCGCGGUGCUCAAACGCGAAGAUCCUAGGGAUGCAUUGGUGCUACAAAAAGACCUCAAGAACUUCACACUUGCAACACUGCCCAAAGAUUCCGUUAUAGGAACUUCAAGUUUACGUAGAACUGCACAACUUGCGAAAAAAUAUCCGCACUUAAAGGUGGAAGAUAUACGAGGCAAUUUAAAUACCCGGUUGCGGAAACUCGAUGAUUUAGGAAAGUUUUCUGCGAUCAUUUUAGCCUCUGCAGGAUUACAACGUAUGGGGUGGGAUGAUAGAAUCAGUAAGGUGUUACCGUGUCAUGAAUUCCUAUAUGCAGUUGGUCAAGGUGCUUUGGCAGUCGAAUGCAGGGCGAAUGAUAAUUUUAUUAUUAGUCUACUGCGUCCUCUCUACGAUUAUGAGACUGGUAUUAGAGUAAUUGCUGAGCGGACAUUCCUAAGGACUCUAGGUGGCGGUUGCAGUGCUCCGGUAGCCAUAACAUCAAAAAUAGCGCAUAUUGAAGGUACGAAACAUAAACUAAGCAUGACAGGCGCAGUUUGGGCUUUGGAUGGCAGUGAAGAAGUGCUUGAAUCCAUGGAAAUCAUGCUAAAUUUAACAAAAACCAAUGAUAUUAAAGUUUGUCCGUAUAAAGAUAAAUGUAACAAUGUGUGUGUAAGGAAAGAAAAUGAAAGAAAUGGUGUUAUCGUACGCAAUGAGACAGUGAUCAAAGAAUCUGAUAAAUUAACGCCAAUUGUGAAAAGGCAAAAAACAAGCAACGAUAGCGACGAUGUCGGCAAAGAUAAUUCUAAUACUGUAAAUAUAAAUACAGUACAACCGCACACCUCGUCAGAUGAUAUUCCCUUGGAUCUGUUGAGGAAUGAUCCGCAUGAACACUGCCCGGUAACGAUUCCUGUUGGCGCUGAUUUUAUGGGCAAAUGUCCCUACCUCGAAGGGUCCAUGAACAAAUCGGAUAUUGCAAUAGAUGCCCUAGACGAGGCGAACGGCAACGGUCCUGACAUAAGUAAGUGCCCUUAUAUGAAAAACAUGACACAAGGCGAUUCCAAAACGACACCACCAAGCACAGUCUCCGAUGAUGCACAAAUUAAUACUUUCUGCGGCCUUGUUUCUCACCAAUUACUUGUAGAUGAUGUGUUACAACAAUCUGAGACUUUAGGCAAGGGGCUUGCUGAUAAAUUGAUAACAAAUGGUGCUCUCGAAAUCAUGGCGAAAGCUCAAGCGCAUAUUCGCGGCUCUGUCGCUUCCUAGCAUAUGAAACUUUCAAUUAAGUCUGUCAUUUUGUUUAAAAUGACUGUUAAAAUGGUUGGUUAGUGUUUGGUUAAUUGCAUUGUUAUGUGAACAUAAAUAAAAUGGUAUAUAUUAGUGUUUGUAGUAUUGGAUGUUAUCUUUAUAAAAAUCUUUGUAUGAAUGUUUUAUUAAAAAAAAGUUUACAAA